This is a messenger RNA of Babesia ovata, 792 nucleotides long. Its product is annotated as hydroxyacylglutathione hydrolase. The record is from RefSeq and is a predicted model, not a curated record. The transcript is spliced from 3 exons. Bases 1 to 792 code for a protein of 263 amino acids. Lineage: Eukaryota; Apicomplexa; Aconoidasida; Piroplasmida; Babesiidae. Gene Ontology annotation, molecular function: hydroxyacylglutathione hydrolase activity.
AUGUUCAACGACAUUAUUAGGAAGCCUUGCGCCGAAGUGAUUCCUGUCCCAGUCUUUUCGGACAACUACGCCUAUCUUCUGGUUGAGCACGGCACGAAGAAUGCAUUCUGCGUGGAUCCCGCAGAGCCGCGUACUGUGCUUCAGGCGGCCAGCGAGCGCCAAUUGACGCUGACCGCUGCGCUUUGCACGCACAAGCACUACGACCACAGCGGCGGCAACACGGAAAUACAGCGUUUGGUUCCGGGUAUAACUGUGUAUGGCUCGUCUUAUGAAUCAGUGCCUGGCGUGACCCACGGUCUGAUGGACGGCGAAGUGAUCCGCUUUGGUUCUCUCGAGGUGAAGGGUAUACGUGCCGCCUGCCACACGGUGGGCCACAUGAUGUACUUCGUCUCCAACCCUUCCGAUCCUUCUACUCAGCCUAUCAUGUUCACGGGCGACACGGUAUUCAUUGCCGGUUGCGGCCGGUUUUUCGAGGGAUCGGCUGCGAACAUGCUAGACAUAAUGAAUAAGCUGCGCACGUACCCCAAGGAGACAUUGAUCUUCUGCGGCCACGAAUACACGGUGAAGAACCUGCAAUUUGCGAAAACUGUGGAAGCAUCUCCUGCGGUGCUGAAGAAGUUGGAGUGGGCUGAACGUGUCAGGGCUCAGGGUCUGCCUACCGUCCCCUCAACUUUGGGCGAGGAACUGGAGUACAACCCAUUUAUGCGUUCGGCCGAAUUAAUGAGUGUCGUCGGGGAGUCGACUGAGGAGGGCGCCAUGCGCAAAUUGCGCAGCAUGAAGGACCGCUUUUAG